AUGGUAACGACGCUCAGCCCAAAGAUGGCGCCCGAAUGGGGUGGAGGAGUUGGUUCCUCGGGCUCAGGCCCGGGCCCGGGCCGGUGGCGCUGGAGCGGUUCUUUAUGGGUCCGAGGCGUUUUACUCCUGUUGGGCGGGCUCCGAGCAAGCGCUACAUCUAUUCCUGUCUCCUUGGGCAGUUCCCCUCCCUGUCGGCACCACGUCCCCUCUGACACUGAGGUCAUAAAUAAGGUCCAUCUUAAGGCAAAUCAUGUUGUAAAGAGAGAUGCUGAUGAACAUUUAAGAAUCAAGACUAUCUAUGAUAAAAGUAUUGAAGAAUUGCUCCUUGAAAAAAGAAACCUUGUUAAGAACAAACUUUUUCCACAAGCUAUUUCUUAUUUAGAGAAGACUUUUCAAGUUCGUAGACCUGCAGGCACUAUUUUACUUAGCAGACAAUGUGCAACAAACCAAUACCUACGGAAGGAAAAUGAUCCCCAUAGAUACUGUACUGGGGAAUGUGCAGAGCAUACAAAAUGCGGCCCAGUUAUAGUGCCUGAAGAGCACCUCCAGCAAUGCAGGGUCUGCCGUGGGGGUAAGUGGCCCUGUGGAGCAGUGGGUGUGCCAGACCAAGAGGGUGUCCGAGAUGCUGACUUCGUUCUUUAUGUUGGUGCUCUGGCCACUGAGAGAUGCAGCCAUGAAAACAUCAUCUCUUAUGCAGCUUAUUGUCAGCAGGAAGCAAAAAUGGACAGGCCAAUAGCAGGAUAUGCUAACCUGUGUCCAAAUAUGAUCUCUACCCAGCCUCAGGAGUUUAUUGGGAUGUUGUCCACAGUGAAACAUGAAAUUAUUCAUGCCCUGGGUUUCUCUGCUGGGCUAUUUGCAUUCUACCAUGAUAAAGAUGGACAUCCUCUAACUUCAAGAUUUGCAGAUGGUCUCCCACUUUUUAAUUAUAGUCUUGGAUUAUAUCAAUGGAGUGAUAAAGUAGUUCAAAAAGUGGAGAGAUUAUGGGAUGUUCGAGAUAACAAGAUAGUUCCUCACACUGUGUAUCUCCUAGUAACACCUCGUGUUGUUGAUGAAGCACGCAAACAUUUUAACUGUCCAAUUCUGGAAGGAAUAGAACUUGAAAAUCAAGGUGGUAUGGGCACUGAGCUCAACCAUUGGGAAAAGCGGUUAUUGGAGAAUGAAGCAAUGACAGGUUCUCACACCCAGAAUCGAGUCCUCUCUCGAAUCACUCUGGCAUUAAUGGAAGACACUGGCUGGUAUAAAGCUAAUUAUAGCAUGGCUGAGAAGUUAGACUGGGGCCGAGGAAUGGGCUGUGACUUCGUAAGGAAGAGCUGUAAAUUCUGGAUUGGUCAGCAGAGAAAAAAGAGGCAGAUGCUGAGCCCUUACUGUGACACACUCAGAAGUAAUCCAUUGCAGUUAACUUGCAGACAGGACCAGAGAGCAGUUGCAGUGUGUAAUUUACAGAAGUUUCCAAAACCUUUACCUCAAGAGUACCAGUACUUUGAUGAACUCAGUGGAAUACCUGCAGAAGAUUUGCCUCAUUAUGGUGGUUCAGUAGAAAUUGCUGACUACUGCCCUUUCAGUCAGGAAUUCAGUUGGCAUUUAAAUGGUGGAUAUCAGCGCAGCUCAGAUUGUAGAAUAUUGGAAAAUCAACCAGACCCUUUUAAAAACUAUGGUGCUGAAAAGUAUGGACCUCAUUCAGUUUGUUUAAUUCAGAAAUCAGCAUUUGUCAUGGAACAGUGUGAAAGGAAGCUGAGUUACCCAGACUGGGGAAGUGGAUGUUAUCAGGUUUCUUGUUCUCCACAAGGUCUAAAGGUUUGGGUCCACGAUACUUCAUAUUUGUGUAGUCGGGCUGGGCAAGUCCUCUUCAUUAGUAUUCAGAUGAAUGGCUGGAUUCACAAUGGAAGCCUGCUGUGCCCGUCAUGUUGGGACUUCUGUGAACUCUGUCCUCCAGAAACAGAUCCUCCAGCCACUAACUUGACCCGAGCUCUGCCACUGGAUCUCUGUUCCUGUUCCUCUAGCCUGGUUGUCACCCUCUGGCUUCUGCUAGGCAAUCUGUUUCCUCUGCUGGCCGGAUUUCUUCUGUGUGUAUGGCACUAGGAAUAGAAAAGUGAAUUCUCAAGGCAUUCCUUUGUGUCAUGUUCUUCUGAACAAAGCACAAAACCUGGGAGAGUACCAGCCUGUGCAGAUGGCAGAAGUGACUUUGGCUUGACAGUUCUGACCACAGUCAGACCUUGAAGGGGAGCUUCGCUUCACAGCAGUUACUCUUCAUCGGCAACCCAACAGCCUCAGCUUGGAGAAGGAGAAGGAAUUCCAAGUCAUCAAGUCUCUUUAUUUUUCAGGAUGCAUAACCUUCCUGAAGUUUUCCUUUGAAAAUGUGAUAUUGGUGUUAUUUUCAGAAUACAUACCUCAGCAUUCUCAUUAACCUAAAACAAUGGGAAAGUUCAUCAGUACUGCAGUAAUUUAAAGAACAGCUCAUUAUUGGAAGAGUUUAAGUUGUGGGUCCUGUCCCUAGAAGUAUAAAUUAUCCUUUGACUUACAGAAAAUCAUUGAAUUGAGAUUUCUACAUCACUGUUAUACCUAUUUUGAAUUUAAUGGCUGUACAUGGUACACUUAAAUUAUUGUGCUCACUAUUUUAAAAAGUCUUUUUUUUUGGAAAUUACAUUUUGCUAAAUUUUAUGAUUUAACCAUGCUCACCUUUUUCAGGCUAGCUGUGUGGUAGUUUACCACUGAGUCAUUAUGUGUUGAUAGCCCUUUUCCAGAUGUAUCCGUUACUCAUAGGUCUUCAUAGCUCAGUUUCCUGUUGUAUUCUCCAUUUGUUUAACACAGUUGAAAAACCGUAGAAGCAGAGAGAGAAAAGUAAUGUGCCCUGUAAAAACAUUGAAGACAUACAAAUAGAAGAAAGUAUAAAUGUGUGUUUUUCAGAUCAUUGUUAUGACAAUUAUAAUCCAACAAAAACAGGACUAUUUCUUUCUGAGCAAUGAAGAUAAAAAGAAAUUCUGGGAUAGACAGGUAUGCAGUUGUCUUCACAUGGGCUUAGAAAUUGUUUCUAUCUGAAAAUUAUUUUAUAUAUAAGAAGAACAAUAUAAGUCAAAACAAAAUGAUUUGAAUUGUUUACUAAUAGCAAAGUGUAGGUUUGGUGUAUGGCCUAUCAAAUAGGGUCCACUUUACUGCACAACAUAUGGCUCAAUCCUCAGAAGUUGGAAGAUAGCCUUUGCUUUAAAAGGAGGUGAUGUCCAUUACCUCCUGCUUUUGACACUUCUGUCACCAUGUAGAUUCUGGUCCACAGAAGCAGUUCUGCUCUGGAGCUUACUGACCCUUUACUAAUUAAAUUCUCUGUGAUGAGUGAUGUCCAGUUUUUCUCUGUAAAGUUAACAAAAUCCUGUGACAUUAUAAGCACAGCCCUUGGACAAGCAUUCAUUCAUUCAUUGGUUAACCCUUUAAUUCAGUGUAUAGUUAUUGAGCACUCCAUGUAAGAAAUUGUGCUAAAUGAGCAAGCAGCUGAUUAUUUGGCACUGUGGACAAACAACAAUGCCAACAUAAAGGAAAGUUACCUUUUUUAAUGCAUACAUUUUAAAUAUGUAUUUAAAUAUGCAGUUUUGAAUUGAAGGUAUUUAUCAUUGUGAAAGCUGGGGGUCUGUAGCAUAUGUACCUUCAGCUAAAGAGAAGCUAAUAGUAAAUGGUGUCAGGUCAGUGCUCUGUUUUCUGCCUGUGUCAUGUGUUUCUUAAACUGUGCAAUGUCCAAGAAAAGUAUAGAGUAUAUUUUUAAAGAAAAUUAUAAAAAUCUAAACUUACAUACCAAUUGUGAUUAUGAAUCAUCCUACAAAGUUCUAUAAAGAAUUUCACCAAAAAACUAUGGACUAAGAAUAUAUUUGAGACUUACAAUGAUAGAUUUGAUUAUAUUUUGACUGUUGUGCAGUAAUGCCAUUUUGGUAGUAUUAUUUCUGAGCAUGGUGCUUUUUAUACUUGAAAUCUAUUUUUGCUUUUACUUUUUAUUGAUAUAAUUAUAUUUGCACUAAUGACUUUCUGGAGAAAAUAUUAUAGAUGAUUUUUUUAUACAUAUUUAUUAAGCUUGGAAUCUGGUAGCCCAGUUUUCUCUGCACAAAUAUGAAACUUGAUAAAGUAUGAUGUUAAGAAAUCUUGAGUUUCUGAGGGUAAUUAAGUGUGCUGGUGUCGUCCUUCCUCAUCAAGUCUUGAAAGUGGUUGCUUAUCACUGAUUCUGCAUAGUCUACUCAGUGAAGACUUAGAAGGCCAUUGAACCUGUAAGAAAUUUUAAGAGGCACAUUUUAGUCACUCAGAUUAUGACAAUAUUCUAAAAAAAGACUUUUAAAACCUGAGGUUUCAAUGCAGAAUUAGUGGGCUAGAAUUCAGCUUUAAACUGAAGAAUUUGAAAUGGCAUAAGUGUCAGUAUUCUGUGGCAGGUUAUACCCUUCAUGUUAGCAAGGCCGGUUCACUGAGAGAGACUGAGCAGCCUGCAGCCAUGGCGGACGUGAGUGGGGCAGGGGAGGGGCGUGGGGAGGAGCCGAUUGGGGGUAGUAGACUGGAGUCCCUGUCUGGCUCAGAAAGUGUCAAGUGCUUAUAAAAACGGACUACCUCAGUUUUCAGUUCAGACUUUGGUUCAUUUUGAUACAAUUAAAGUCCCAGUUGUAUCAAGUAAAUUUGUGUCUCAGGUAUUCAGGAACAGAAUUUACAGGAAGGAGGCAGAAGCCAUGUCAGUAGACUUGAGUUGACAGCGUUAAAGAAACUGGCAGGCAGUUAGGAGGGCUCAUGUAAAUCCCUCUAAUGUUCUCCUGAAAAACAUCCCUUUCCCUUACUUAUUUCUUAAGGAUACAUAUUUUUGUUAAGACCAAAUGAACAUUCUAAAAAUGUUAUAAAAAUGUUAUAAAUUAUGCUUAAGAUUAGUUUCAGCCUAAUAUGUUGGCUUAGAGUUUAUGAUUAUAUGAAGAAAAAACAUAAAUUAAUGAAGUUUAAAUAGUUUUAGGAAGAUAUGUAAAUAAGUAUACCAGAGUAUUCUUUAAAAUUCAGUAUCAAUAUUCUCUUCAAUAUUAGAAGACUCACUGGGUGAAACCAUCUGUAAAGUGACUAGAUGCUUUCUCAGAAUCUGUCCAGCUCUAAUAUUCCGUGACUAAUGCUGAACCAGAAUAGCUAGGUCACUGCUGGCUCUGACGCGCCUUAGAGGAUGCCAGCUCCCACGUCGUGUUCAUCACAGUGUCUUGUGCUUGAUGCCUUGGACGCUGAGUGGAAAGAGAAGAGCCUGUCUCUCAGGGCAUUUGGGCCGCCCUGGCAGGGGAAGAUGGACUUCCGUCACAGCCCCGCACACCCACUUAUAGUGCGCUCCAGUCAUUCGUGCCCUGUCCUUGCAUCCCAGGAGGACUAACAUGUUACUAAAGACUGUGCUACUCAUUCUGAAGAAAGAACGUACCUGAAGGGAUGACCUUUGUUCUUUUUUUGGAUACACUUAGCCAGAGUUGAGGAAGGAAUGCUGAAUUAUUUUCUUUUAUGUUUAUAUUUUUAAUAAAUAAAAUAGAAGAUUUAAAACUAAUCUUUAUUUAUGGUAUUGAACUUCAAGUGUAAUAUAUUCCUUAAAAAAACACAACUUUAAUAAAAAUGGAAACUAAUCUG
Miniopterus natalensis is the source of this 5601-nucleotide messenger RNA. It is a transcript of the gene LMLN, whose product is annotated as leishmanolysin like peptidase. The record is from RefSeq and is a predicted model, not a curated record. NCBI's taxonomy places the organism in Eukaryota, Metazoa, Chordata, Mammalia, Chiroptera, Miniopteridae. Gene Ontology annotation, molecular function: metalloendopeptidase activity. Gene Ontology annotation, biological process: cell adhesion; proteolysis. Gene Ontology annotation, cellular component: cytoplasm; membrane.